Messenger RNA from Toxotes jaculatrix (banded archerfish), 2531 nucleotides. RefSeq names its product transmembrane serine protease 13a (gene tmprss13a). Gene Ontology annotation, biological process: proteolysis. Gene Ontology annotation, cellular component: membrane. Gene Ontology annotation, molecular function: protein binding; serine-type endopeptidase activity. The record is from RefSeq and is a predicted model, not a curated record. Lineage: Eukaryota; Metazoa; Chordata; Actinopteri; Toxotidae. The transcript is spliced from 13 exons. The coding region runs from base 197 to 1678 and encodes 493 amino acids.
GAUGAAGGUCAGUGACAAACGCAUAGCCAAGUAGAAAGGAGAGGAGAAGAAAAAGAGAGAAGGAGAGUAGAGGUGUUAAAUGUGGCGUCACAAUGCUCUAACCACUGCUCUGUGACUGAGUAAUCGCCUGGAUGUGAAAAAGUAUCCAACUACCUGCUCUCACCUCCACUCUUCACUCUCUGCUGCCCUGAGUCCGAUGGCAAAGCAUGACCUGAACGACCCCCCUCCUCCUUACUCUGUAGCUGUGCACACCCAGCCCCCCCUCAAGUCCUAUGAAGAGGUAGUGUAUGGCGUGGGUCCGGGCCUGAGACCCCCCACCCAGCCACAUUACAUUCCUCAGUAUCCACCACCUGCGAUUGUUGCCCAAGUCACACAGUCACACAUACCCCCCAGAAAGAAGAGGAGCUGCUGUGAAAGUAAUGCCCAGUGUUAUGGAGGGGCAGGGGGAGCCUUACUGGUGCUUGGUCUGCUGGCACUGGCCAUCUGGCUUGGAGUUCGUUACGGCACCAGACUGUCAACAGCAGAGAUCCACCAUGAUGAGGAUGAUGAUCACAGAAGUGAAAAUAUGCCGUUGCCAAAGUAUGACACCUGUCCCAACAAUACUGUCCAGUGUAAUGGGAUAAGAGAUUGCCAACGGGGCACUGAUGAGACAAAUUGUGUGAGGUUUGGUGCGAACAACGGUCUGCAGGUCAGGACAUCUCAAGAUGGCCGCUUCCUACCAGUGUGCUACAAAGGCUGGGACCAGAGCCUUGCUGAACAGACCUGCACUCAGCUGGGUUUCAGAAAGCCCAGUGUCACCAAAGCAAUGAAAUCCCAGGGGUCCAUCAGUGUAACAGUGGCCAACAGAUCAUCUGUGCCUAUCCAGGGUCUGGUACAAGUCAGUUCUUCCUGUCCAGACCAGGAGACUGUCUUCCUGCAGUGUGUGGACUGCGGUCGCCAGCAGUCUACAUCUCGGAUCAUUGGGGGCAGUGUAGCUAAGACAGGUCAGUGGCCUUGGCAGUUGUCCCUCCACUUCAGAGGAUCCCACGUUUGUGGCGGAGUCCUGAUCUCUCCUGAUUUUGUGCUGACUGCUGCCCACUGCUUCCCAAGUGGCAACACUUUGGCUGUCUCAGCGCAGUACUGGAAAGUCUAUGCUGGAGUGGUGUCCCUGGACAAUCUACCUCAGCCUUACCUAGUUAAGAAGAUCCUGCUCAAUGAGAACUACAACAGCAAGACUAAUGACCAAGAUGUUGCUCUGCUCAAACUUACAUCUCCAGUUCUUUUCAAUGAUGAAGUUCAGCCAGUUUGUCUGCCUUUGUCUGGCCAGCAAUUUCCACAUGGAACCAAAUGCUGGACUUCAGGCUUUGGCACCACUGUGGCAGGAUCAGGUACUGUCUCCAAGGAUCUGAUGGAAGUGACUGUGGACAUCAUAGAUACACAAGUGUGUAACAGCCCCCGUGUGUAUGGAGGCGCUGUGACCACAAACAUGCUCUGUGCUGGAGACCUGGAAGGAGGCAAAGACUCCUGUCAGGGUGACAGUGGUGGACCUCUGGUAUGUCAGGGAGAAGACCACUGGUACCUGACAGGGCUCACGAGCUGGGGAGCUGGCUGUGGUGAAAAAAACAAGCCUGGUGUUUAUACCAAAGUCAGUAGUGUUCUUCCCUGGAUCUAUAGCAAUAUGCAGCAAGAGAGGCCGUGAUGUCACUUUGUCUCCUGCUGGUGGUCUGCUUCACCUCUCCCAUCCCCCAAUGAACCCUGCACUAUGAAUUUGUCUUAGAGAGAUGGAUGGACUUAGAUGAAGGAAAUGAUGAGAAGAUGGUGAAGACAGAAAGACAGACAGAUGAAAGGUUGGGGGUGUAGCAGCACAACAAAAUGCACAAGCAGAACACAGGACUUCUGUCUUGGCGUUCUGCAUCAUCUAUAUUCGUCCUCUUUCAUAUGUCUGUUUUGUGUAUUACCUGACCCUGAUUAUUAAUACAACACUAAUCAAUGCAAUGACUUCAGUCCUGCAUUCUUAAUUUUUCUCCUCUGUCUCUUGGUGUCUCAGUCAUACAGUAUACUUAUGUGGACCUAUGCUAGGUGUUAAGCAAACUUCGAAGAUGGCUGGUCCUUCUCUUAUGUGUUCUGUGCCAAUGAAACAGUCCACUGUACUGUGAUCUCUUUAACUGGAGUUAGAAUGAUACUCUUUAAAAUGAUUGUAGAGGUGUGUUUUUUUUCCUCAGGGACACAUCUCAGGCUUUUCUUUGUUAACCGUUGUAUUUCAUACUAAAAUUAAAAAAGGACACUAUGUAUUCACUUCAUGAAGAAAGACAACAAUGUGGGCCUUGGCCCCCUGUAUGAGCUGGGGCUCUGUCUGUGCACCUAAACCUCCUCUUAUACUCACACUGUGAAAUUUUUCAGACAUUGCUCUUCUUACAUUGUGUGUCAAUGUGUGUGUGUAUUUAUGUGGACUGGCCAUAUUAUCUAACAGAAUUUUCUACUUGUCCAAUGUGUGGGAUCAUCCAGCAUUAAACAAUGAGCAUAUAUGAACAAUAAAGAUCAAGGAAAAUGUU